This is a messenger RNA of Mytilus californianus (California mussel), 2833 nucleotides long. RefSeq lists its product as uncharacterized. Lineage: Eukaryota; Metazoa; Mollusca; Bivalvia; Mytilida; Mytilidae. The transcript has a single exon. The coding region runs from base 7 to 1953 and encodes 648 amino acids. The record is from RefSeq and is a predicted model, not a curated record.
ACGAGAAUGAACUUAUUUUCUUUCAAAAUGCGUCAAGGAACUAAGAGACUACUGCUAGUGAUUGGUUUUGUAUUGACAGGUAUUUAUAUUGGGAUAUCAGUGUCAAAGUCGAAUAUUGGGAUUUCAGUGUCAAAGUCUAUUGUAUCACCUACAACAAUGGCCUCUACUAGUUCGAUACAAAAUCACAAAAAAAGAUACCAAGUAUGUGUUCAACCAAAAUUAAAUCCAUUUGAGGGAGAUUAUGCUAAGCAUUUUCAUUCCGUUGAUCCUGUAAAGUGUUCUGAAGACCCGGAUUGGAUGUCUGUAUCGAAUGGAACUGUCUUUAUUACAUCUGAAGCUAAGAAAAAACAUGGAAGUAUUUCUUGUAAACUUACUUAUUUUGAUCGUAUUGAUGACUUUCAGAACAAAGAUUUGGACACUGUAACUUUAACUGAUUCUUCAGUACUUACUCUUAAAUCUGAUUUUGUGAAAGUUCACUGCACAGCGAAAGACAAAAACGUGUACGAAAAUGUACAUGUCGGCGUGCGAAAUGUACCAGAAUAUCACAAAAAGACAGCCAAUCUUAGUUUUAGUCUAGGUUUAGAUGUAUUGAUGAUCGGUUUUGAUUCUCUGUCUCAUAUGACAUAUAUAAGAAAAUUGAAAAAGACAUAUCAAUAUUUCACGGAGAAUUUAAAAGGAACAACAUUAAACGGAUAUAAUAUCGUUGGUGAUGGAACACCACAAGCCCUUAUACCCAUUUUUACAGGUAAAACAGAAUUAGAAUUACCUCGAACACUAAAAAGACUAGCUAAAAAGGACUUCGUCGAUAUUUACCCAAUGGUUUGGAAAGAUUUUCAGAAGAAUGGAUACGUUACUGCAUGGGGAGAAGACAGUCCAGAUAUAGGAACAUUUACAUAUAGAAUGGUUGGCUUCAAGGACAAUCCUACUGAUCAUUAUAUGAGACCGUUUUAUGUAACUGCAGAAAAACAAUACUAUGGAAAACACAAAAAAUUGUGCUUAGGUAGUAAAAGAAGAUCUCAAGUUUUUAUGCAAUGGAUUCGUGACAUUUAUACUACAUAUGACAAAGUUCCAAAGUUUGUAUUCGGUUUCAAUAAUGAAGUCAGUCAUGACGAUAACAAUAUGGUUGAAACUGCAGAUGAAGAUUUGUUUAAUCUAUUAAAAUUUCUAAAUGAUGGGAAAUAUUUGAGAAAUACUCUUGUGAUUUUAAUGAGCGACCAUGGGGCGAGAUUCAGCAGUCUUCGAUCUUCGUUGCAAGGUAAACAAGAAGAAAGACUUCCGUUUUUUGGAUUUUCUUUUCCAGAGUGGUUUAAAACUAAACAUAGUUCAGCAUAUCGAAACUUCAAAUUAAAUGUUGAUAGAUUAACUUGUCCAUUUGACUUACAUCCUACCUUCUUAGACAUUCUAAACUUCAAAGGUGUAGGAAAAGGAGAUAUAAAUAACAGAGGAAUUAGUUUGUUCAAAGAAAUCCCUAAAACAAGAACAUGUGUCAGCGCAGGAAUUGAAACUCAUUGGUGUGCAUGUUUAAAUUGGGAAAGUCUAAAUAACGACGACCAGGCAGUGCUUAAAAUUUCAAAUUAUGUAGUUUCUGAAAUAAAUAAAUUGACAGAACCUCAUCGGAAACUCUGUCAAAAAUUAACACUUAGAAAUGUUUUGAGAGCACAAAAACUGUUACCAGAAACAGAUAUGCUUCUAUUCAAACAGACUAAUGAUGCUGACGGUUUCCGAGCAGAUUUAUCGGAUAAUACAGCAGUUGUGCAUAUUGUUUAUCAGGUGUGGAUCUAUACAACUCCUGGAGAUGGAUUAUUUGAAGUAACUGUUAAUCAUAAUAUGCAAGCUAAUAUAUUUAUCUUAGAUGAAAGUUCAAUUAGUAGAGUUAAUAAGUAUGGAAAUGCUCCUAAAUGUAUUGAAAAAGAACACGAGGAACUCCGGAAAUAUUGUUAUUGUUACAAAUGAACGAAACACAGUGAGAUGAAGGAUUAUUCCUCGUUUGAAAAUUCGACAUAACUUAAAUGGAAGUCGUCGUUGCAUAAUACUGCUUUUCAGUGACUUGAUUGCUAGCACGCGUUGUUCUAUAUUAAAACAAAAUAAUACAAUUCUCAGACAAAUGAAGAAACGCUUCUGAAGUGAUCUUUCCGAAAAUCUGUGAUAAUUAAUGUGAGUGUGUAUUAGUCAUGAAACUUUAAAAUUACUAUUCUUAUAAAAUGAGGAAUGUAAUGUUUGCAAUAUAUGAUCGAAAUAGAGAUUAAAGUCCAUGUGAUAGUAGGCAGUAACGAAAAGAGAGAGUGACUUUGUGUUAAUAUAAAAGAUAAUGGAAACAAUUGAUUGGCUUUAUAACACUGGUUUUAUAAAUCAAUACUUCCUUCUAUGAUAUACGGACUCGUAAGACGAGUUUGAAAUAUGGUCACGGUUUGCCCCAAAAUUUAUCAGAUACAGUCACGUUAAUCUGUAAUACAUCUGAAGAUAAAUAGAAAUUUUAUUUAAAUUUUGAAUAGUAUAAAACAUAUGAGUAUAAGCUUUGAUGAGCUUUGUAUCUAAUAUAAAAGCGUAUACAAAACAAAUAAAAGUAAUAUUAAAAAAAUAAGGAGAUGUGUUAUGAUUGCCAAUGAGACUCUGUUAACCAGAAAGCAUUGGACGAAGAUGUAAAUAGCUGCAGGGCACUGCAUGGGCUUCAAAAAUGAUCAAAACCCAUCCCACAUUGUAAGCUAUAAAAGUACCCGGCAUGACGAUAUCAAAAAUAAUUCAUAAAAGAAAACCAAUGGUCUGACUAAUAUGCAUAUAUAAAACAUAAUUGAAUACAGCCAUGUAAAAUCUUAUAUAUAAAACAUGUUUCAAG